Messenger RNA from Ziziphus jujuba (common jujube), 2655 nucleotides. Its product is annotated as transcription factor DICHOTOMA. Gene Ontology annotation, biological process: regulation of secondary shoot formation. The record is from RefSeq and is a predicted model, not a curated record. Lineage: Eukaryota; Viridiplantae; Streptophyta; Magnoliopsida; Rosales; Rhamnaceae. Gene Ontology annotation, cellular component: nucleus. The transcript is spliced from 3 exons. Gene Ontology annotation, molecular function: sequence-specific DNA binding; DNA-binding transcription factor activity. Bases 133 to 1500 code for a protein of 455 amino acids.
GUGCAAAGAGCAAAAGGGUAAGGUACCCUGUAAUUUUCAUUGUAAGGCUGCUGCGCAUAGCUUAUUAUCCAUUACUGCUUUAAUCCAAAAAAAAAAAAAAAAAAAAACAAAAAAAAAAAAGAUCACCCACAAAUGUUUUCUUCCACCAAUACUUUGAAUCCUUUUCCACAACAACAACAACAACAACAAUAUUACUUUCCUCCUUCUUCUCACCCUCACCAUCUUCCUCCUCCUUCUCCUCCAAUUCUCAACCAAGAAGUAGCCGCCACCGCCACUGUCACCCCCACAGCCUCUGCUACAGUCUCCGAUGAUAUUCUUUUCCACCAUGAUCCCCUUUCUGCUCCAUUCCUACUCAACAUUUCCCCAUUAAUCCCUGACACUAGUGUCAUCAAUUUGGGAGUUUCCAACUCAGCUGGAACAAUGACCAAGCAGGACAUGUGCAACUUGUAUGGAGGCCACAACCACCACCACCAUGAUCAUCAUCAUCAUCAUCAUCAUCUUGAUGGUGGUGUUCCUAGAUUCCUUCCAAGGAAACCCAUGAAGAAAGAUCGGCACAGCAAGAUUUACACGGCUCAGGGUUUGAGGGAUCGGAGGGUUAGGCUUUCCAUAGAGAUUGCCCGCGAGUUCUUCGAUCUCCAAGACAUGCUAGGGUUUGACAAAGCCAGCAAAACCCUAGAAUGGCUUCUUUCUAAGUCUAAGAAAGCCAUCAAAGAUCUCGCUCGGACGAAACUCAGCAGCACCAGCUGCGCUAAGAGCUCGUCUUUGACUUCGGAAUGUGAAGGAGACGAAGAAGAACAAGAACAGGAACAAGAAGACAACGAACAGGCCAACAAUGAAGUUGUUGACAACAAUGAAAUCAUUCUAGAAGGUACGGUGGUUUCGAAGCGCAAGAAGAUGCUGAAAGAGAAAAACAUGAGGAAGCUUGACGAAGCUGCUGCUGCAUUGCAACAUCUUCGAACAGCGAAGGAGUCGAGGGCCAAAGCGAGGGCUAGAGCUAGGGAGAGGACCAGGGAGAAAAUGUGCACUGUAUUGAAGAUCCACGAUCCUAAAAAAUGUCCUCCUACUCUCCAUCCUUCAAGCACUAAUCCUUCUUCUUCUCAGAUCUUGAACCAAUUGAGGACGAUGAAUCAGUUUCACGGCUGUGAAAGAUCAUCUCCGAAGAUCGUUGCCACCGCCGAAAUCAUUGAAGCAAUACAGGAAUCGUCGUCAUCGAUUAUGUCCAGAAGGAAACUGCAGAAGCCUACUUUGAUUUCGAGUUUUCAGCAACAACACCACCACCACCAACAACUUAAUGAGAUCUCCUCAAAAGGAGGUCAAACUUCCAAUGACAACAACAACACCAACAACAACACAAACAGCAUGUUUUGUCCUAAUUUACCUCAAAAUUGGGACAUUAACAGCCCCCUGAUCGCUACUACUCGACCCAGUUUCCGUACCAUUACCAACAUGAAUCUUUCUACUGAGCUUCAAAUCUAUGGCAAAACUAUGGGAGGCCAGUGAGAGUUUGACGUUACAAUAUGUUGAUCUCUGCCUGAGGAUGAGUACAUCGAGAAAGGGUAUGUCUCACCAUUUCUUGAUUAGCAACUUCUUCAUAAUGUAAGCUCACAGGCACCUUUGUAGAUUGCAAUUUGAUAUAUAAAAAGUUUAAAGGUUAGAAGUAAAGUUGUUGUUAGGAAACUUAAAAAUUUACUAGCUGUCAUAUAUGUAUGUCUCACAAUGAAAUAUUGAAGAACUAACCAUUAAUAAUAAUGGACCUAUAUGGAUUCAGAAACUUUCAUUUGUUGGAUUUCAAUUCUUUGUCCUAUACAUAUGAGCAGAAGAGCCACCUUGUGAAUUAUAGCUAUAUAGCAUAGGAAAUCAUAUGAAUCCCAUAAUUCCAUGCAAUGUAUCAAGGCACACUAAAUAUGUUUCUGUAUAUGUUAGACAAAAGGCGAAAGGGAGAAAUGAAAGAGGCUUAGCCUGGGUCAGAAUUUAGCUCAAGAAAUUGAAUUUGAUGUGCUUCCAUAUAUUGAGAACCAUUAGAACAAAUUAAAAUUAAAAGGUUCCAAGACAAAACAAACAAACUAUAAGCAACAGACUUCUGUAAAAUAUGGCACUACAUGAUAAAAAAAAUUUAAGGCCAAAUUGCCAAAAAUUAUAAAAUUCAAUAUAUUCUCAAGAUUUUGAAAUUAAUCAUGGGUAGUAGAACGGUAAACUGUGCCCCUAUAUGUGUGCCUGCCUCUCCUUUUUUAUUACUUUUUACCUUUCUGAGUAUUUGUGUGCAUGUCUAGAAAAUAUGCAUAAAGACUAAUAAUUAAUAUUGUCUAUAUAAGCAUAGACUAAUUUUACCUCCAUGUACAUGUGUGGGAUUUCCUUGAGCCUAGUUAUGGGUAUUGUGGUUUAAGCUGACUAUAUUGCUGCUUUCUGUUAAUAAUAUAUUGAAGGUUAUUCAGUAGUAGAAGAUCAACUAAUAUUUGACCUCAAAAGAGCUAUAAGUUAUGGCUAACUUCCUUUCUAUAUACAUAGUUUUCUUGCCUCAACUUACACAUUAAUGUCCUAUAGAUUAAUAUGAGUAUGCAUUCCAUGUAAGGUCCUUGUGUCUUUUUUCAAAGAAUGUCUCUUUCAUUUCCUUUCCCCUUGUUAACAAUAUCAAAACUUGCUAAAUUGUGUAAACCA